AAACCCCAACUUGCGAGAUACCCACCGCGCAAAAAACUCCGCCCCCUCCAGCCCUCCUACUCCCCAGGUCCUCUAGGCUCUUGAUCUCGCCCCAAUAAUGGCGGCGGCGAACACAAAUUCCAAGCAGCGCCCCGGCGACGGCGGACGUGCCAUGGACGACGACGACCUCACCUUCGAGACCUCGGCAGGCGUCGAGGCGAUCACCAGCUUCGACGUCAUGAAGAUCCGCGACGACCUCCUCCACGGCAUCUACUGCUACGGCUUCGACAAGCCCUCCGCCAUCCAGCAGCGCGCCGUGUUCCCAUCAUCACCGGCCGCGACGUCAUCUCCCAGGCCCAAUCCGGCACGGGGAACACCUCCACGAUCUCACUCUCCGUCUGCCAGAUCGUCGGCACCUGUCACAUCUCUGUCCACGAGGUGCAGGCAUUGAUACUGUGACCCACCUUUGCCACACAAACAGAGAGAGUGAUGCAAGCUGUUGGUAAUUUCAUGAAUGCAUUGUGUUAGUGGCAAAGUAUCGGUGAGGAUAUUAGGAAGCUCGAGCUUGAGUGUGUAUCGGGAACGCCCAGUAGAGUCUGUGAUAUGUUCUAAGAAAAGGACUUGUAUUGGUCUAGAUUUAAUGACUUGGUAUAUUUGAUGGGUUAUAAGUGAAACAUCAGAGUAGUUUAAGGUUCAUGUAUGCACAAUUCCUUAUAGUUAGUAGCAAGUCAAUAUUUAUUUUUAUGAUGCCAAGCACAAUAUAGUUAGUAGUAAGUCAAUAUUUAUUUU
This is a messenger RNA of Brachypodium distachyon (stiff brome), 768 nucleotides long. Its product is annotated as eukaryotic initiation factor 4A-III homolog A. Bases 98 to 430 code for a protein of 110 amino acids. The transcript is spliced from 2 exons. Lineage: Eukaryota; Viridiplantae; Streptophyta; Magnoliopsida; Poales; Poaceae. The record is from RefSeq and is a predicted model, not a curated record.